Molecule: messenger RNA, 1334 nt
Organism: Cajanus cajan (pigeon pea)
Lineage: Eukaryota; Viridiplantae; Streptophyta; Magnoliopsida; Fabales; Fabaceae
Source: RefSeq, a predicted model, not a curated record
ACUUAAAAAAAUGAAUUUUUCAUGUUGGUAAUAAAAAAAACUCAAUUGGAAUAUCAAAUUACAACAUGAAUACUCUUUUAUAUAAUAGCUUGUUCUUUUACUAAUGCAAUUAGCAUCUUUAUUUAUUGAAUUUAUGAUCUAUUUCAAUACUAAAAGUUAUUAACGUUUGAGUUUCUAAUCUUUUGUAACCAGAUGUUAAAUUGUUAUGGUAUUGCUUUCCUUUUGGUGUUUUUGUCAUUUAUUACAAUAAUAAAUGCAAGUGCUGGUGAUGCCGAUCCACAUUACAAGAUAUGUGUAAAUCAAUGUGAGGAAACAGGAUGCUUUAGGGAAAAAUGUUUCCCAAAUUGUAAAUUUUCUUUAGAUGAAGUCCCCAAUAUUGGUCAUCCAUGGAACAUGUUAGAACCACUUUAUGUACAUUGGAAAAAAGGGGAUUGCCAAAGUAAUUGCCAAUACUAUUGCAUGCUUGAUAAAGAGAAAGAAAGGGAGUUGCAUAGUAAAGGUCUACAAAAAUACUAUGGUAAAUGGCCCUUUAAGAGUAUCUAUGGGAUACAGGAGCCUGCUUCUAUGGCUUUCUCUGUCCUCAACCUUGUAAUGCAUUUUCAUGGUUGGAUGUCCUUUUUCACUCUUCUAUACAAUCAACUUCCUCUUAAGGCAGGAAAGAGGCCCUACUAUGAAUAUGCUAGUUUGUGGCAUGUUUAUGGGUUAUUGUCACUAAACUCUUGGUUUUGGAGUGUUAUUUUUCAUACUAGAUAUUGUGAGUUAAUAGAAAGACUAGACUACUCUUCUACGGUGGCUUUACUUGGAUAUUCCUUCAUUGUGGCCAUAUUACGAAGCUUCAAUGUAAAAGACGAAGCUACUAGAGUUAUGAUUUCUGCUCCAUUGAUAUCUUUUGUGAUCACUCAUAUAAUGUACCUCAACUUCUUUAAAUUAGACCACGAAUGGAAUUUGAAAGUUUGUGUACUGAUAAAUGUAGCACAACUUGCUACAUGGGCAAUUUGGAGUGGCGUUAGUCACCAUCCCUCACGGUGGAAGCAUCGAUUUGUUGUUCUUUUUGGUGGCUUUGCAAUGUUCCUAGAGAUAUAUGAUUUCCCUCCAUAUGAAGGACUUGUAGAUGCACAUGCUCUUAGGCAUGCCAUUACUAUUCCUCUUACCUAUCUUUUGUGGAGUUUCAUUAGGGAUGAUGCUACAUUUUUAACCUCUAAACGUUUAGAUAAUUCCAAAAAAUCUAAGUAGCUUCUAUUCAUUUGGAAGUUCUAACAAAUUUAGAUGCCCAUUACUUAGUUUUGUAAUCGUAGUUGGGAAAAUGAUGGUUAAUUUAUAUAAUGUUUUCUUUA